Meyerozyma guilliermondii ATCC 6260 is the source of this 1638-nucleotide messenger RNA. RefSeq names its product nucleobase cation symporter-1 family protein. The transcript has a single exon. The record is from RefSeq and is a predicted model, not a curated record. NCBI's taxonomy places the organism in Eukaryota, Fungi, Ascomycota, Pichiomycetes, Serinales, Debaryomycetaceae. Gene Ontology annotation, molecular function: nucleobase transmembrane transporter activity. Bases 1 to 1638 code for a protein of 545 amino acids. Gene Ontology annotation, biological process: transmembrane transport; nucleobase transport. Gene Ontology annotation, cellular component: plasma membrane.
AUGAUUAAUGAAUAUCUCACAAAACUUGAAGUUCCUCAUGAGAAUAAUGAUAUCCCGAAUAUUUUAAAAAACCCAGAUUUGGAGCCAAUGCCUCCUUCUAGACGAAUCUGGGGUUUUUGGUCCUUCUUUGGCUACUGGGCGGUACCCAAUAUCACAGUUUGGACGUGGUCCACAGGUAGCGCUAUGCUAGGUUUGGGCUUAAAUAUUCAACACACCAUGGGAGCCCUAACGUUGGGGAAUUUGUUGAUUAUAUUGUAUACCUGCUUGAACUCCACUAUGGGCCUGAAAUACCAUAUUGGGUACACUGUGUGUAUGAGACUGAUUUUUGGAAUAUAUGGCUCUGGAAUUGGUAUUCUUAUUCGGUUUAUCUUGUCAGUGGUAUUUUAUGGAUCGCAAAGUUGGUUGGGUGGUUUAGGGCUUGUUGUUACUUUUUCAAGUUUCAGCAAAGACUUUAUGAACAUGAAGAAUACGUUUCCGGACAGCGUUGCCAUGACCACCAGAGACUUUAUUGGAUUUUUUGUGUUUCUGGUAAUUCAAAUCUUUUUCUUGUUUAUGAAACCCGAAAGGAUGAACAAAUACGUCAACUUGUCUUGUGCUGCUUGUGCUGCUGCAUUUAUAGCCAUAUUUGGUGUCUGCUUGAAAAAAAAUCAUGGUCCCGGAAGUCUAUUUCAUGAAGGGGUCAAUAUGAGCUCUUCGAAAACAGCUUGGAUGUGGGUUUACUCUAUGACUAUAUGGUAUGGUGCAUUAUCUCCUGAUGUGACGAAUCAAAGCGAUUUCUCAAGAUUUGCGUCGUCCAAAAGGAAAAUGUACUUGGGAAUAAUUACUUCUGUUUUGAUAACGGGCACUUUUGUUCCUCUAUUUGGACUUUUAUGUGCUUCGGCCACCCAGGACUUAUACGGUACAGCAAUGUGGCUUCCAACCGAUAUUGUGCUUCAGUGGAUGGGUGAAAACUAUAAUUCCGGAUUACGAGCUGGUGCUUUUUUUCUUGGAAUUGCCUUUGCAUUCUCGCAACUUACUUUCAACGUACUAGCCAUGGGAUUUGCCGGGGGGAUGGACUUGGCAGGAGUGUAUCCAAGGUUCAUUAACAUUAGAAGGGGAGCCAUCAUAACUGCCUUACUAUCAUGGGUAGUACAGCCUUGGCGCUUCUAUAAUACUUCGUCUGUCUUUAUGAACGUUAUGAGUUCUUUUGGAGUUAUAGUAACCCCAAUCAUAGCAAUAUUGAUAGCGGAUUUUAUGGUUGUACGAAACUAUACCCUUCCUUUGCUGGACCUUUACAGUACGCAUCCCGAUGGUACGUUUUAUUUUCUUGGAGGUUUCAACCUUCGAGCUAUCCUUGUGUGGCUUGCAGCUGCAGUUCCAGGAAUACCAGGCUUGAUUGGAAGAGUACAAGACGUCAAAAUUCCUGCUGGCUUGAACAACUUUUAUUUCGGAAACAUCAUCUUUGGUUUCGUGUGCCCGUUCGUUCUCUACAUCAUAGUUUGCAAAGUGUUUCCCCCAAAAAACCUUGGAGUAUGUGAUGAUCACGAUUAUUUUGAGAAUUUUGAUGUGAGUAACCAGGGAAGGAUAGAGGUGAUUGUCGGCUCUGAGGUUUCUAAGAGGGAAUCGUUUUCCCCAAAGGAGAAGCAAUUUGAUGAUUAG